Molecule: messenger RNA, 1803 nt
Organism: Hansenula ciferrii
Lineage: Eukaryota; Fungi; Ascomycota; Saccharomycetes; Phaffomycetales; Wickerhamomycetaceae
Product: gamma-glutamyltransferase family protein
Exons: 1
Coding region: 1-1803 (600 amino acids)
Source: RefSeq, a predicted model, not a curated record
AUGCCCAAUCCUAAGUUCAAUUCAAGAAGAUCAGUUGUCUAUUCAACAAAAGGGAUCGUAUCAUCUUCACAACCAUUAGCAAAUGCAGCAGGUUUGAAAAUAUUAGAAAAAGGUGGGAAUGCCAUUGAUGCUGCUGUUGCCGUUGCUGCUGCUCUUACUGUGACAGAAACUGCUUCCACAGAUCUUGGUGGUGAUGCUUAUGCCAUUUUUUAUAAUGCUAAAGAUCAAAAGGCUUAUGGAUUAAAUGGGACUGGUAGAUCUGCUUCAAAAUUAUCUGUUGAUUAUAUUAAAAAAAAUUAUCCUCAAGAUAUUGUUAAUAAUUAUAGAUUAAGCUCUGAAUCUAUCUUUACUGCUAAUGUCCCAGGUGGAAUUGCUGCAUGGUAUGAUUCUGUGAAGAAAUGGGGGUCUGGUAAAGUUUCAUUUGAAGAAAUUUUACAACCUGCUAUUGAAUUAUCUGAAAACGGUUAUCCAAUUUCUGAAAUUAGUGCACAUUUAGUUCAAAAUAGUGAAUCAAGAUUGAAAAAAGUUAAUGGUGAUAAAUCUCAAGAUUUCUUACAAAAUGAAUUAGGUGCUUUCUUACCAAAUGAAGGAUUAACUGCACCAAUUGAAGGACAAUUAGUUAAGAAUAAGUAUAAGGCAAAAACAUUGAAAUUGAUUGCUCAACAUGGUAAAGAUGGGUUUUAUAAAGGUGAAGUUGCAGAAUCUAUUGUUAAAGAGGUUCAAUCUCGUGGUGGAUUAUUAUCUUUAGAAGAUUUAGCUAAUCAUACAUCGACAUUUGUUGAUCCAAUAUCUUAUGAAUUCUUGGGUAAAAAACUUUGGGAAAUUCCACCAAAUGGAUCAGGUAUCAUUGCAUUAUUAUCAUUGGGUCUUAUCAAGAAUUUAGAUUCAAAAGGUGUCAUUGAAUUAUCAAAAUUGAAACAUAAUUCUGUUGAGUAUUUACAUUUAAUCAUUGAAGUCUUGAAAUUAAGUUUUAAAGAUAGUGAAGAAUAUGUUAGUGAUUCAGAUCAUUUAUUAUCCAAAUUUGGUAUUGAUCAAAAAGAAACUAUUGAACAAUUGUUAAGUGAUAAAUAUUUUGAUCAAAGAUCUAAAUAUUUUAAAGCAGAUUCGGUAUUAGAUAAUAAAGAUUUACAAGUUGGUGAAUUACCAAAUAGAAUUUUUAAAUCUGAUACAGUUUAUUUCACAGUUACUGAUAGUGAAGGAAAUGCAGCUUCAUUUAUUAAUAGUGUCUUUAUGAAUUAUGGUAGUGGUAUCCUAGUUCCAGAUCGUGGGUUUUUCUUACAAAAUAGAGGUGCAAAUUUUAGUUUGAAUCCAAAUUCUAAGAACUAUUUAGAAGGUAACAAGAGAAGUUAUCAUACAAUUAUCCCAGGUUUGAUUACAACACCAUUGGACCAAGGUAAAGAAGAUCUUUAUGCAAGUUAUGGUAUCAUGGGAGGUUAUAAUCAACCACAAGCACAUAUUCAAGUUUAUUUAAACUUAUUACUCUUUGGAUUAAAUCCACAAGAAGCUUUAGAUGCACCAAGAAUUACUUUACAACCGCAUCCAAAAUUGGGGCAUACUGACGAAGGUCAUGGAUCUCAUGGUCCAGUUAGUAGACAUGUUACGGAAGUUAAUGUUGAACAAGGUAUAAGUGAAGAAGUCGUUGAAGGUUUAAGAAAAUUAGGUCAUCAUGUUGUUGUUGUUGAAGGAUAUGAUAGAAAGGCAUUUGGUAGAGGUCAAAUUAUUAGAAAAGAACCUGGUGAGGGAUUAAUCUGGUCAGCUGGUUCUGAUCAACGUGCUGAUGGUGCUGCAGUACCACAAUUAUGA